CCUCGAAAAGUUCAAUACCACUGGGCUAGAGCUAGAAGCUUAGAGCUAGAUUUGUCCGAUCAUUAUUUAUUGGAGUUAAAACAGUGAUACCAGAAAUGCUGUUUCUAACUUUCUUUUGGACACUAUCCAGUUGUACAGAUAGUUUUGAAGUGACCACACCCUCCAGGCAUGUGGUGGCAAUUCGGGAGAGAUCCGUGGUGCUGGGAUGCAGCUUCUCCCCAGACCGCCUCUCUGGGCUGAAGAGCCUGGUCAUCACAUGGCAGAGGGCAGAAGACUCCAGGGUGGUUCACAGCUUCUACUAUGGUGCAGACAAGCUGGACAAGCAGAGCCAUCAGUACAGGAACAGGACGGUCCUGUUUGUGUCGGAGCUGGAAGCUGGGAACGCGUCCCUGAUGAUAUCUGGAGUGAGACUGGGGGAUGCUGGGCUCUACCUGUGCGCUGUGAGCACUUCGCAGGGAACACACAGCGCACAGGUCCAGGUGGAUUAUGCAGCAUUGUACUCCGAGCCUAGAUUGAGUAUCCAGGUGAACUGGACCGGCGUCAGUGUUGUGUAUGAGACGGAAGGCUAUCCAGAGGCACAAGUGCAGUGGGAGGAUUCUGCAGGCCAGCAGCUUGUCCACCAGACACAGGUGUCUCCUCUGCGGGAGGGGCUUCUCUUUCUGAGGACACAGAUUGUGCCACUGGACAACAGCAAAAACACAUUCAACCUCACCUUCAUUCUGAAGAACCAGCAUGUCAAGCAAACCCUGGAACGAGUAGUAACCUUAAACCAUGCACCUUGCCCAGAAAGAGGAACACACCAGAAGGCAGUCAUACCACUGUCUGUUGUAUGUGCACUCCUUUGUGUGGUGGUCCUUGGAAUGUGCAUACAGAAGAAAAGAACUAUUCGCAAUCAUACCUGACUGAUCCUGUCAGGCCCUCUUCAACAAAGGUCCAGCAGCCAGACUACGGCUAACUGAUGUUUAGCUCAUGUUUCAAGAAUAGAGAUUAAAUCAGUGAAAGGUGAAGUAAUCCGAAACCUACACAGAUGAAACUGACAAGGUGCAUAACUGUAGACAAAGUGCCUUUUCCCAUGACAUAACCAAACCAAGGGAAUGACUGAACAGUAUGUUUACAGUAUGUAAUCAAACAAACACUGCACUAAAAUGAGGAAAUGGGUCAAAUGCAUUUGAAUCAAAUAUGUGAUGUAUUUACAUUUGAUUAAAAAAAACAAAAAGCACGG
Messenger RNA from Osmerus eperlanus (European smelt), 1222 nucleotides. Its product is annotated as CD276 antigen-like. Gene Ontology annotation, molecular function: signaling receptor binding. Gene Ontology annotation, cellular component: external side of plasma membrane. Lineage: Eukaryota; Metazoa; Chordata; Actinopteri; Osmeriformes; Osmeridae. Gene Ontology annotation, biological process: T cell receptor signaling pathway; regulation of cytokine production. The record is from RefSeq and is a predicted model, not a curated record. The transcript is spliced from 4 exons. The coding region runs from base 96 to 902 and encodes 268 amino acids.